Molecule: messenger RNA, 2226 nt
Organism: Aspergillus nidulans FGSC A4
Lineage: Eukaryota; Fungi; Ascomycota; Eurotiomycetes; Eurotiales; Aspergillaceae
Product: RNA polymerase II mediator complex middle subunit MED1
Exons: 3
Coding region: 1-2226 (741 amino acids)
Biological process (GO): regulation of transcription by RNA polymerase II; positive regulation of transcription by RNA polymerase II
Cellular component (GO): mediator complex; nucleus
Molecular function (GO): transcription coregulator activity
Source: RefSeq, a predicted model, not a curated record
AUGGCGACGCCGUCUUCCAAACCGAAUCCAGGAGCAACUCCAACGCACCUCACCUCGUCACCUCGUCCAUCCGGCGGACCUAUGCAUCGAGCGAUGUCGCUUAAAUCUCCAUCUACGAGGACGCCCUCAGCGUCAGGCCACGGCCAAUUGAACCAGCCCGCGUCGACGCAACAAUAUGCCACCCCAUUGGCGGUCACCGCGGAGAACGAUAACGCCAUCUCGUUUAGCUCGCCUUCUGCUCUACUACUUGGAGCCUAUCCCGGGAUCAGCCCAUCACCCGCCGUCCACGAUGCGUUGGUUGGUACAGGGAUGAAUGAUAGUGACAUCCAGGCCUUGGGAAUGCCGGGUUUGAAGCUAGGGGCUGCCCGGGAUAACGACGAGGAGCGCCGAAGGCAUAUUAUCGAGGUAGUUCAGAAAUUGCGGGAGCGAGUGGCUGGCCGAGGCGUUAGCAGGAAGGGUAUUGAGCGACUAAGUCAUCUCGAGCGCUUUGAGUCGAUCUGGCAGGACGAUAAUUUGAACAUUGCCGGCAAUUUUGUCGACCUCGAAAUCGAUUUCUACCGCGGACAAAACGUGGUUAGAGAUGUUAGCUUGAAAUACGCCACCCCAGAUACCGCCGACGGGGAACGUCGCGAAGAGGCUACAGCUAUUCUGAAGCGCGAUCUGGUACAAACGCCAGAGGACGGCGCGCGGGGCGACUGGAAGAGCCUCGACAACUUUCACAAGAACCUACAGUGGCUGGCACGGCAUGAUAAACUUAGCGAAGAGGUGAAUUGCUUCGAGGCCAUCGAAGGGCUCUACGAAAGUUUGAAACGACUAUGGAAUGAGGAAAGCUCGCAACGUAAAUUUGGGGGUGAUUAUGAGCAUAUCUGCAGCGGCGGAAUUGGGCGGCCAAGCCUUCAUAGGGGUAGUCGAGUCGGCCUUUGGUUAGACUACUGGGUGCCGCGCGCCCGGGUCAUGGACGCGAAGCAGCGGAAAUCAGCGGAUGCGAUGGAUAUUGACCAAUCUGAAAAUUCCGCUAAUGGUGAACUCAGCGGCGGAAAUGGCGAAUGGAGAAUCGCGGUCGAGUGUGAAGAGGGUUAUCCGUCACUUCGCGUGUCGAAAGACUGGCUCGGGUCCGAGGUCUUUACUACGGCCCAUGAUGAUGCAGAAGCGUCAGCAUCAGACAGCGCGACCCUCGAGGUCAGGGUAAUCAACUGGGCCGAACCACCGCCGGCUCUGAAUGGCAACCAAAGCUCAUCAGGAAAUAUGGAUCUUGACUCCAACAUGCUGGGAUCAUCUUCCCCGAACCGACGAUUCGUUGCUAGGUUGGAGCCAGCUCUAGACAUCCCGUUUCUGGUAGCCACCGAAGUCUACCGGCACCUCGGUAUCCAAAUGCCGCAAGAUUUCAGGCUUUCGACGUACGAUGGACUGCUGGCCCCCGGGUGGUCUCUGGGCUCAGAAGAUUCCCACAUUGAUCGAAAGAGAAGCAAGAUAUCUGUACAAUCGUUCGAUGAAGAGGGCAAACCGUGCAUCAAGCGGCAUAGUUACAGUUUUCAAACCUUUGAACCUACCAGUGGGAAGACGCUCAGGAACCUUCCAUUCUCCCACCCACGGCAGCUUGCAGACGUGCUUCCGACUCUCCGUCAGUAUGCCUUACUGGCGAACAUGAUCCAGGGUACAUUCCCUUCCCAUGACAGGGUAAAACCGGAGCGUGAAAAGCCUAAGUCGAUUGUCCAGCCACAGGACGAAAAAUACAAGACAACGCGCAACGGGGAUAUAACCAUAUUGACCAACGAGAACCCCAAUGAGAAAAAGCUCAAUAUGUUACUUGGUCUCGCAGAUGAUCUGAAACUCGAAGAUGAGGUCCAAGAAUCUGGCAGCGAUGAGCUCAAAGUAGAUGUGACGCUGCGGACCCAGCUAGGACAGGCUCCAUUAAUCAUGCUGCUCUUCACGGUGAAUCGCGCUAGUUCGUCGAUACAUGGUCCUGAGCAUUCUGUUAGUAAGGUCUCGAUCGCUUUCGAAAUCGGACUGAACGCGCGUGUCUCGGUGGUGGAGGUUACUGGAUUGCUGGAUGACGAGAACAGCUCUACCAGUAAUGCUAGCCCUGAUACGCAGGCGGCGGAAGAUCCAACUCGCGAGCUGCAGGCCAAGUUAGCAUAUGUCCUUGAGACAUCGCAAGACAUCGGAGUCUUAGUGGAAUGGGUCCUUCGAUGGCUUAGCGCAAACAAUAUCCCUAUCGAAAAAUGA